This is a messenger RNA of Rotaria socialis, 975 nucleotides long. Lineage: Eukaryota; Metazoa; Rotifera; Eurotatoria; Philodinida; Philodinidae. The record is from the annotation of a GenBank genome assembly.
AUGGUGUCUUCAAUGAAUAAAUCCAUCAACGAUGUAUUAAAUGAAGAUGAAGACACUUAUCAACUUCUCGAAAAGCUUGAUAAUAUUCUUAAACGAUCUGAAAACAUAUUGGUUCAAAAAAACCAUGAAAUAUGGGUUUCUGAUGAAAAAGCCGAAGAAGGUUCGAAAAUUGUCAAAAAAGAAAUCAUCUAUGUUUCUGGUCUCUAUGAAAUUUUUGAUGAAAUUCUCGUCAAUGCUGUCGACAAUAAACAACGUGAUUCAACCAUGACAUCCAUUGAAGAUGAUAUCAAUCGAGAAAAAGGUGAAAUAAAAAUGUGUAAUGAUGGUCGUGGUAUACCUAUUCGUAAAUGGACUGAAGAUGAAUCAAUCCAUAUUCCAACAUCAACUUUUGGUAAACUUCUCACAUCAUAUAAUUUCAAUGAUAAUCAAAAACGAAUAUCCGACUUGAACAACAAUAUGCGUGAUCCACAAGAUCCAAUUAUAAAUAAAACAAGUGAUAAUCCAAACAAAUUUAUUCGUAUUACAUUUACCCCGGAUUUAAAAAUGGAUAAGUUCGAUGAUGAUCUUGUUUCAUUAUUUAAACGGCAUGCUUAUGACGUAGCUGUAUCAACUGGUUGUAAAAUUGAUGCAACAAUAUUAAAUGAAUUUGCAACAGAUACUCAUAGUUGUAGCUAUGCAUUAUUCAAUCAUUUUGUACAUUGUUUUAAUAAUCAACAUAAAAUGAUUAAAGAGUUUCCAUUAUCUGAUGUUAUAUUUUGUUCAAUAGAAGCAUUUAAUCAACAGAUUAGUCGUAUAGAUACAUUAAUGUUUAGAUAUUUACCUGCACUAUCAGGCAAAUUUGAUUCAAUGUUAAAUGAUGUUUUACGUAAUCAUGUUUUUGAAGCGAAAACAAAAUCAAAUCAUGCAUGUACAUUAAAGAAACAAAAAUAUAUUGAAUUAGUGACUGCUCUUUGUAGUACAAAUAAAACGAGUUGA